CGCAUGCGUGUAAGAUGGUGGCACUGGCAGUACCAGUUGGGGAAGUAAAGUUUCAGUAAGAAAAAAUGGGUCGUUAACUUUGUAUUCUUUUAUACGUCUCACACUCCACGCAGAGAGUAUAUCGUCCAGAGACAGAAGGAUAAUCAUGACAGCUAACGAGGAUCAAGAGAUGGAGUUGGAGGCUCUUCGCUCCAUCUAUGAGGGAGACGAGUGUUUCAAGGAAAUCAGCUCAGUUUCCUUUCAGUUUAGGAUAGGAGAGCUUGAGGACACCAAAGCGUUCAUCCUGGACAUCACAUGGCCUGAGACGUACCCUGAGACGGCCCCACAAAUCUCCCUUGAUGCCUUUUUCAACAACAGAAUCUCUGCAGAGACAAAGCAGCUGAUCCUGUCAAAGCUGGAGGAGCAGGUGGAGGCUAACCUGGGCACUGCUAUGAUGUAUACUCUGUUUGAGUGGGCCAAGGAGAACCAGGAGGCCCUCAUGGAGAACCACAAGCCUGUAGUCACUGCUGUGACGUUGACAUCCAGCAGUGAGGUGACGACUGCCGCCUCAACAGCCAAGAAGGAGAAGAAGAAGGAGCAGCUGACUAAAGCUCAGAAGAGAAGGAUGGUCAACAGAACAGAUAACAAAGGAGAAUUGCCAAGAGGUUGGAACUGGGUUGACGUUAUCAAAGUAGGUGUAUUUUAACUUCUCUCCACAAGAUGGUGCCCUUAUUCAGCUUUAUGCCUCCAGUGACAUACAUCAUGAACCUGACUAUAUUCAUUUGUCUUUUUCUCCCUCAUCAUCAACACUUGAUGAUCCUCCAGCAUGUAAGUAAAAACCAUCUAAAUUAAAACCCCUUUGAAAUCCUUCACAAAAUGCCAUGUCUCAUUGUUUCCUUGUGUUUUCAUGUUGUAGCUGAGUAAAACAGGAGGAAAAGAUGAUGAUUAGGAAACAGUGACCUGGUGCUGCUUUGUACAAGGACGUGUCAGUGAAGACUGAACUCACUGCGGCCUGUUGACGCUGCUGCUCCUGUCUAGAUGCCUUCAAAUCCUUCAACAUUUAGCACUCAACAUGGCUGCUUCCACCCUGAGAACCAAAGCAGGCUGGGUAAAGGUGGACUUCAGGAAAUACACACACACACACUCACACACAAACUGAGACUUUGAGUUGGGAAUGACUUGUUGCUCUUGUUGUGUUUUAUGUGUUUGUGGAAUACAGCCAGGUGACGAGGAACAUAUCAUCAGGUUUUCUUGGUCAUGCACAGUUAGCACACAGAUAUUCUGCUCAGUCAUCCGUCAGGGUGGAGUGUGCUGGGGAUAACUUGCUGUCACUGCCAUGUAGUCAGUCUGAGAUCAGGCCCAGGAGCCAGGUACUGGAGCUGAAAGUGUUGGAUUGUGGUUCUAAAUGGGUGUGUCAAAGUGCAGAGAAACUUUUAAUAACACACAAGCUGUUAAUCCUUUCACCUUUUCUUAUUUUGACAAAUGUUUUUUGCCCUAUGAAUUGAAAAACUUAAAUUUUUUAUAUAUAAAUAAAACUGAAUUUGGUCAA
Epinephelus fuscoguttatus (brown-marbled grouper) is the source of this 1528-nucleotide messenger RNA. It is a transcript of the gene rwdd4, whose product is annotated as RWD domain containing 4. The coding region runs from base 146 to 685 and encodes 179 amino acids. NCBI's taxonomy places the organism in Eukaryota, Metazoa, Chordata, Actinopteri, Perciformes, Serranidae. The record is from RefSeq and is a predicted model, not a curated record. The transcript has 6 exons. Gene Ontology annotation, molecular function: protein binding.